Molecule: messenger RNA, 1757 nt
Organism: Suillus paluster
Lineage: Eukaryota; Fungi; Basidiomycota; Agaricomycetes; Boletales; Suillaceae
Exons: 5
Coding region: 63-1757 (564 amino acids)
Biological process (GO): proteolysis
Molecular function (GO): cysteine-type peptidase activity
Source: RefSeq, a predicted model, not a curated record
ACAUAAGUCAGCUCUCAGGACGAUUAACUCUGAAACCAUCCUUUUCAAAGCCCUUCAGUACCAUGGCUAGUUUACGCAAUACCUCCAAAACAAGUCGCGAAGAAAUACUAUCAGAUCUCCUAUGUGUUCCUGUGAAGUUUUGUGCAAUUGUUCCUUCCCGUACUCUCUCAGUUACUCAGCUACUCGUCUUCAACUUCCCCACAAAUCUCGAAACCAACCCGUCAUUUCCUGCAUUUUCAAUGGCCACUGCACUUCGUGAUCGUGCUACCAGUGCAUGGCAAGACCGAGAUCAAUCAGUCAUGCACCCGUCAUUCCCCAAUGAUCCCCUUCCUUUGUGGGUCUUGUCAUACUGGGUGUCCAUGUCUCAUGCACUUGAGCAUCACAGUGAUUGGCGUGCAUCGCACAACUGGAUCUUAGACCGACUGGACACUGUUUUGGGUGACUGCGCUGAGUUGGAAACCAUUGACGACAUUUUAGAUGUCAUAGAGCGUCUUCCAUGGGAUGUUCCACUCAAGGGAGUCGGUGCUUGGACUGAUCUAUCUACUAGUGGACUCCGGCUGCUGUUGGCAUCAGGUCCAAUUGGCGGUCACAUCAUGGAUACUAUGAUUGCUGCGGUAGUCGAACGUAUGCAAGCAUCUGAAAACAGAGACCUUCGGACAGUCUGUGUCGAAUCCCUCAUCCUUAUGGAUACACUUCAGCUCAAUGAGAAGCGGAACACUUCAGCGUGUCCUCUUUCCUAUUCAAUAUUCACUGACAUCCAUUGGGCUGCUAUCGAGGUCAAUGUGAUCGACCAAACCAUCUCAUACGCUGAUUCUCUUGGGUGGAGUUGGCCCACUCAUGACAUUGACACCAUUCGUCAUUGGCUGGGCCGUCAUGGCCUCUCUGGAUUUAGUAACGCAAAUGCACUACAGUGCGGUCAACAGCUGGAUUCAUUUUCGUGUGGAAUUGCAGCCAUCAACACCAUCAAGCAUGCUGUAUUUUGUGAUCCUUUGUUCGACGAUAACGGAGCAUUCUCCCUCUGCAUGGAAGAAUUUCUGGGUCUUGCUUAUGAUCAUCUUGAGCUCUCAGUUCCUGGCGAUGGCAUGGAUAUAUGUAACGGUUCAGAUGUGGACGAUGCCAGUGACUUCGAGCCGGAAGAGACUUCCUCAGGUGCAGAGAGCGAACACGAUCUUGAGGUAGAAGAGACUCAGCCAUCUAUCCCCACCCAACCAUCAUCCACGCAAACUAAUAAACCAAAACUCGACCUCCAUACAACUGAUGCAGACCAAAACAAAGGUCUGUUCAAGUUCUUCCCAAAAGUAUCACAUGAGGAGCAUCUACAACGUGCUUGGAAGCCUUUUGCUUGGGAGCUCAGAGAUCAGGAGCGGGACCAUUAUCAGCAAGAAUUUAAUAAGUUCGAGAAGGCUACUCGCAAGCUAAACCUACCAUCGAUUCCAUUCUUCAUGAUAGCAAUCCUCAGCCACCAGCCAGUCACUAUCGCAGAGGCAUCAUGUCCAUAUCGCCAAUUGCAAAGGCAUGCUCGUAGCAAGCACACACGCAACCUAGGAUGGAAGCGCAAGUGGGAGGACACAGAUGCUUUGCGUGUCAACUGGCAAAGCCCCCUGCUAUGGCCAACUAUUGAAAUGGCCGCUCUCCAUGUUGGCUAUGGGAUGUCACCAGUGCAGAUUGAGCGCGAGCUUAAACGAAUCGACCCCACUCGCUUUGGUGGUAUCCACGCACAAGUUAUAGGAAGCUGGAUAGACCAUAGCAGGACAUGA